CGCAAGUUAUUCAGUGUUCACCUAAACUAUCGCGCCAUGAGAUUCUCCCACGAAACGACGCUGGACAGUUACAGCGAGUCCUUCAACCUUGCCGACUGGCUUUUCACUUUAUCCGAGGAAGAAUACCAUGCAUGCCAGGCCGGACAUCGCGCAAUUGGGGUCGUAGGCAAACGUGAAGGGAUGGUCAACGUAGAAUCGAUAGGAGGCUCUCUCAUCAUUCAACAUUACCGAACUGUGGUUGCAGAGCGUGAUCGAGUGCUCAUGAAGUCACCGCAUAGUAGAGCAUACCUUUUGCACCUCAUACCUGCGCCAGUCGGUGUCGCCUGGGAAAUGGAGAUCAUCCAAAAGGGUCAAACAAGAACUUUCAGGUGUACAAUUGAUAUUCAACUCCCGCUUCUUCUCCGUCUACUGUCGUCUAUGAUCGCCACGCCUUUCUUUAUCCGGCGCCAUCUAGUGCAAGAGACAGACGGCUUUGCACAAGACAUGUCAACGAAAAUGUCGAAAUGAGUAUAUUGAUAAACAGAUGCAAUACAAGUGGAGCAAUAAGGCAG
Molecule: messenger RNA, 551 nt
Organism: Acaromyces ingoldii
Lineage: Eukaryota; Fungi; Basidiomycota; Exobasidiomycetes; Exobasidiales; Cryptobasidiaceae
Exons: 1
Coding region: 37-507 (156 amino acids)
Source: RefSeq, a predicted model, not a curated record